AUGGAGGACAACCACAUUGUUGACCUGAACAACAACACUCUACUACUUCACAGCAGGGCGGUAGCUCAGGGCGGGGCUGAGCUCCUGGCUGGACAGCGCAGUCCCGAUCAGCUGCAAGAAGACCUUGCAGGCCCGGAGACCAGUGGUCCUUCCAGGAUGUGGCUCCGCGCUCUUGUGCUGGGCACUCUCGCUGCUUCCAUGGUUUGGGGGCACCCAUCCUCGCCACCUGUGGUGGACACCGUGCAUGGCAAAGUGCUGGGGAAGUUCGUCAGCUUAGAAGGAUUUGCACAGCCUGUGGCCGUUUUCCUGGGAAUCCCUUUUGCCAAGCCCCCUCUUGGACCCCUGAGGUUUACUCCACCGCAGCCUGCAGAGCCAUGGAGCUUCGUGAAGAAUGCCACCUCUUACCCUCCUAUGCCUAGCAGAGCCAGAGUCCUGCCCACUUCCUCUGGGCCCAGCCAGCUCGGCACCAAGAGGGAGAACCUGACACCUCUGUUGCUCCACCCACCCAGCUCAGUGUUCUCCUGGGAAGCCUCUCACCCACAUCCUCUGUCUUGGUCUUCACAGAAUUUCUUGACUCUGGACUUACAUGGAGACCCCCGAAAGAGUUACCCCCGCACGCCCACCGUGAUUGAUGGAGUGGUGCUGCCAAAAACACCUGAGGAGCUUCAAGCUGAAAGGAAGUUCCACACUGUCCCCUACAUCGUCGGAUUUAACAAGAAGGAAUUUGGCUGGUUUCUUCCAACGUUGAUGAGCUAUCCACUCUCCGAAGGGAAACUGGACCAGAAGACAGCCAUGUCACUCUUGUGGAAGUCCUAUCCCCUUGUUCACAUUCCUAAGGAACUGAUUCCAGAAGCCACUGAGAAGUACUUAGGAGGAACAGUUGACCCUGUCAAAAAGAAAGACCUGUUCCUGGACUUGAUAGCAGAUGUGAUGUUUUGUGUCCCGUCUGUGAUUGUGGCCCGGCACCACAGAGAUGCUGGAGCACCCACCUACAUGUAUGAGUUUCAGUAUCGUCCAAGUUUCUCAUCAGACAUGAAACCCAAGACGGUGAUAGGAGACCACGGGGACGAGAUCUUCUCCGUCCUCGGGGCCCCAUUUUUAAAAGAGGGUGCCUCAGAAGAGGAGAUCAGACUUAGCAAGAUGGUGAUGAAAUUCUGGGCCAACUUUGCUCGCAAUGGAAACCCCAAUGGGGAAGGGCUGCCCCACUGGCCAGAGUACAACCAGGAGGAAGGGUACCUGCAGAUUGGUGCCAACACCCAGGCAGCCCAGAAGCUGAAGGACAAGGAAGUGGCUUUCUGGACCAACCUCUUUAAGAAGGCAGCGGAGCAGCUACCCCAGACAGAGCACAUUGAGCUGUGAAUAGAAGGUCCAUUCAGCCUCGGGAGCCUGCAGGAGCAAAGACUGGGGUCUUUUGCAAAUGGUAUUGCAGGUUCAGAAGGCAUCUUACCAUGGCUGGGGAAUUGCCUGGUGGUGGGGGGCAGGGGGCAGGG
Messenger RNA from Piliocolobus tephrosceles (Ugandan red Colobus), 1490 nucleotides. RefSeq names its product carboxylesterase 1 (gene CES1). The transcript has 10 exons. Lineage: Eukaryota; Metazoa; Chordata; Mammalia; Primates; Cercopithecidae. The record is from RefSeq and is a predicted model, not a curated record. The coding region runs from base 1 to 1359 and encodes 452 amino acids.